GUGUGCAAUAAUUUUUGUUCAUAUACCAGGGGUUUAUCCACUUCAUCUCAAUCAACUUCACGUUCACAGAAAAAAUAGAAGAUGAGUUGCAUUGCAGAGACACAACCACAUGCAGUGUUGACUCCAUAUCCAGCUCAAGGUCAUAUUAACCCUUUGUUGAAACUAGCGAAGCUGCUGCAUCUCAGAGGCUUUCACAUAACCUUUGUCAACACUGAGUAUGUCCACAAACGCUUGCUCAAAUCAAGGGGUUCCAAAGCCCUUGAUGGCCUCUCAGACUUUUGCUUUGAGACUAUACCAGAUGGUCUUCACCCCGUAGAUGCUGAUGAUGAUUCUCAACAUCAAGACUUAGUCUCUCUUUGUGACUCAACAAGAAAGAACUUCCUUCACCCCUUUCUCAACCUUCUUGCUAGACUUAAUCGUUCUGCCACUGUUGGUCUCAUCCCUCCUGUUACUUGCUUAGUUUCUGAUUGCUUCAUGACUUUUCCUAUACAAGCUGCUCAAGAACUUGCACUCCCUGUCCUUCUCUUUUGUCCAGCAAGUGCAGCCACAUUGUUGUCUAUUAUCCACUUUCCUACUUUGGUUGAAAAAGGAAUCACACCCCUCAAAGAUGAGAGUUAUUUGACAAAUGGGUAUUUGAACGCCAAAGUAGAAUGUAUUCCAGGUAUGCAAAGCUUUCGAUUGAAGGACCUGCCUACCUAUAUAAGGACAACUGAUCCUAAGGACUUGAUGAUUGAAUUUCUCAUUGAAGUAGCUGGUAGAGUUCAUAGAGACUGUGCUAUUGUUAUUAAUACUUUUGAUGAACUUGAAAGUAAUGCAUUGAAUGCUCUCUCCUCUAUGUUCUCUUCUUUUUACACCAUUGGUCCUUUACCUUUACUAUUAAAUCAAAGUCCACAAAAGCACUUGGCAUCUUUAGGUUCCAAUCUUUGGAAAGAAGAUUCUGAGUGUCUUGAAUGGCUUGAAAACAAGAAACCCAGGUCUGUUGUUUAUGUGAAUUUUGGCAGUGUCGUAGUUAUGUCUGCAGAGCAACUGUUGGAGUUUGCUUGGGGUUUGGCCAACAGCAAGAAACCCUUUUUGUGGAUCAUUAGGCCUGACCUUGUCAUUGGCGGUUCAGUCAUUUUGUCAUCUGAAUUUGUUAACGAAACAAGAGACAGAGGCCUAAUAGCAAGUUGGUGUCAGCAAGAGCAAGUGUUGAACCACCCUUCAAUUGGUGGAUUCUUGACUCAUUGUGGAUGGAACUCGACGACUGAGAGUGUUUGUGCUGGAGUGCCUAUGUUGUGUUGGCCUUUUUUCGCCGAUCAACAAACAAACUGUAGAUAUAUAUGCAAUGAGUGGGACAUUGGGAUUGAAAUUAAUACCAAUGUGAGGAGAGAGGAGGUGGGAAAGUUGGUCAAUGAAUUGAUGGUGGGAGAGAAGGGAAAGAAGAUGAGGCAAAAGAUCAUGGAGUUGAAGAAGAAGGCAGAGGAGCGCACCAGACCCGGUGGUGGUUCAUACAUGAACUUAGACAGAGUGAUUAAGGAGGUGUUGCUUAAACAACAUUAGAGUGUUUUACUUGUCUGUAUCACAGUACUUUGAUAAUGCAUUGAUGUUCCCUUCAUGAAUAUGAGGCAUUGUGAAGUUAAAAUGAGGUGAUGCUUUGGUUAGAAGGCCAGUUUGUGUAGUCUUUGCGGUAUGCAAUGACUUAAUUGUCUUGCUAUUAUUUAAUCUAUACUUCAUAUUUUUCCAAGCAGGAAGCUUGUCAUAAGUUUUUUUUUUUUUUUUUCCAACCUGGGUUAAUUUAAAAGUGAAUUAUUAAAAUAGACUCUGUAAAACAUAUUCCUUGUUCACUAUAACUUUUGACAUGUCACCUAAUCACCACGUAUUAGGGACAACAAUAACUACAAUUAUACCACGUGGUAAGUCCUAUUUAUAUAAAAUGGUCCUACAUGACAUUUUC
Messenger RNA from Abrus precatorius (Indian licorice), 1933 nucleotides. RefSeq names its product 7-deoxyloganetin glucosyltransferase-like. Gene Ontology annotation, molecular function: UDP-glycosyltransferase activity. The coding region runs from base 82 to 1539 and encodes 485 amino acids. The transcript is spliced from 2 exons. Lineage: Eukaryota; Viridiplantae; Streptophyta; Magnoliopsida; Fabales; Fabaceae. The record is from RefSeq and is a predicted model, not a curated record.